AAAUUUAUUAAUAUUGUUGUGUUUGUCAGUAAUGUCUCCGUCGGGUAAACAAUACGUUGAGAUCGAGAGUGAAUGCAAAGUAAAGGACAGAGAGAUUAAACUCAAUGGCUAUCAACGGACCGCACAGUCAAUAUUUGUAACCCUGGCACUAUUGGUAGCCGUGAGCACCGGCAUUGAACUCUACUAUAAUCUGAAAAAGAAAAGCUUUGGUCGCAAAAAAGUCAUCAAACAGUCCUUGCUCAUAUUUUCGGCCAUAAGCAACACAAAGUUACUAUUCAGUCGGGACCCCAAGCGUCUCAAUACGGUCUCUACAAUAUUGUUGGCGUUUAUAUCCCUUGAACUGAUGGGUCGGUCAUACGUUAUG
Oppiella nova is the source of this 364-nucleotide messenger RNA. The record is from the annotation of a GenBank genome assembly. Lineage: Eukaryota; Metazoa; Arthropoda; Arachnida; Sarcoptiformes; Oppiidae.